AUGAGUGGUGCAAGGGGCGGGUGGGCACCGGCCAGCAGUGAUGGUGAGGGUAUGCAGCAGUCGGACACGCGGCUGAUGAGCCCACCGGUUGCUUAUCGUGCAGCAUACGACUCUAUCGGCGAUUUGCAAAAUAGCCUUCAAGGCUACGACCAACAAGUGGCCAAGGUCAUUCAGCAAAUAAGCGCGCUUGCAGGCGUCGUUGAAUCGCUGCAACAGCAUUACGAUGCCGUGGUAGAGGAGAAAGAUUAUAUGCUUCGAUCGCUGGAUGCAGCGGAGGGGCGUAUACAGGAUGUUCAGCGUAUUGUCCAGCGAUAUGCCGCGGUGACAGAUCCUGUAGUGGCCUCUGACGGCUUCACGUAUGAACGGGACGUGAUUACGAAUUACUUCAAUGAGUGCCAGGCUCAGAAGAACAUUCCGAUGUCGCAGCAGACUCAUACAGAGCUGACGAUGAUGCUAUUCCCAAAUCGUUCCUUCAAGCGUUUUCUUGAACAGCUGAUGGAGAACAAACCGGGUGAAAUACGAACCGAAGCCAGUGGCAACAGCCAUGCGAACCACGGCGGCAGCGUGACUGCACCUAGCCGACCAGCAGGUAACGCUCAAAACAAUCAUAAAGGUGAUGUGGGCAAUAAGAGCGGCAGCGCCGGCGUGGAAGGCGAAAGGUUACACCCAUGCGUCCGUGUUUAUGGCUACUGUAACUAUAAGGACGCCUGCGCCUACGCGCUUUACCCAUACGACGCAUGCCUAUCACAUUUGAAGGGGAAGUGUCGCUUUCGCUCCCAGUGCCACGAGCGACACGUCGAUUUCUACGGCCCACGGAACCACGGGCCCACCAACGGUGGAUAG
Molecule: messenger RNA, 843 nt
Organism: Trypanosoma rangeli
Lineage: Eukaryota; Euglenozoa; Kinetoplastea; Trypanosomatida; Trypanosomatidae
Product: RNA-binding protein
Exons: 1
Coding region: 1-843 (280 amino acids)
Biological process (GO): protein ubiquitination
Molecular function (GO): metal ion binding; ubiquitin-protein transferase activity
Source: RefSeq, a predicted model, not a curated record